This is a messenger RNA of Hipposideros armiger (great roundleaf bat), 1802 nucleotides long. It is a transcript of the gene EDN1, whose product is annotated as endothelin 1. Gene Ontology annotation, biological process: regulation of vasoconstriction; regulation of systemic arterial blood pressure by endothelin; intracellular calcium ion homeostasis. Gene Ontology annotation, cellular component: extracellular region. Gene Ontology annotation, molecular function: endothelin B receptor binding; endothelin A receptor binding; hormone activity. The transcript is spliced from 5 exons. The coding region runs from base 440 to 1051 and encodes 203 amino acids. The record is from RefSeq and is a predicted model, not a curated record. NCBI's taxonomy places the organism in Eukaryota, Metazoa, Chordata, Mammalia, Chiroptera, Hipposideridae.
AGCGAUUUCCUUUAGAGCCUGGCCUUAUCUCCGGCUGCACGUUGCCUGUUGGUGACUAAUAACACAAUAACAUUGUCUGGGGCUGGAAUAAAGUUGGAGCUGUUUACCCCCACUCUAUAGGGGUUCAAUAUAAAAAGCCGGCAGAGAGCUGUCCAAGUCAGACGCGCUUCUGCAUUUGCGCUGGAGCGAGUGCUGCGAGGGUCCUCGGGUCUCCGCUGCUGUCCCCGCAAGCCACCCGCCGCGUGCGUCUUCAGACCGCUCCCACUGCCUUCCCUCCUGGCAGAAACUCCUUUUUCUCCCCAUUAACGAGCACUUAGGCUGAAGGAUCGCUUUGAGAUCAGAGUAACCAGAAGCGCUUUGAGGGAACUGAAGCCGUUUUUCUUCGUUUUUUUCCUUCGGGUUUAACUUGCAGGGGAGGAAUUUUGACCUCUUUUACAGAAUGGAUUAUUUCCCUAUGAUUUUCUCUCUGCUGUUUGUGGCUUUCCAGGGAGCUCCAGAAACAGCCGUCUUGGGCGCUGAGCUCAGCACCGGAGCAGACGGCGGAGGGGAGAAGCCGUCUCCCAGUGCACCCUGGCGGCCCCGCCGCCGCUCCAAGCGCUGUUCCUGCUCUUCUUUGAUGGAUAAAGAGUGUGUCUACUUCUGCCAUCUGGACAUUAUCUGGGUCAACACUCCCGAGCACAUUGUUCCAUAUGGACUUGGAAGCCCUUCUAGGUCCAAGCGAUCCUUAAAGGAUUUAUUUUCUACCAAAGCAACAAACUACAGGAAUAGAUGCCAGUGUGCCAGCGAAAAAGACAAGAAGUGCUGGAAUUUUUGCCAAGCAGGAAGAGAACUCAGGGACCAAGCCACUAUGGAGAAAGGCUGGAAUGACCAUAAGAAACAAAAAGACUGUUCCAAGCUUGGAAAGAAGUGUAUUCAUCAGCAGCUGGUGGAAAGAAGAAAAAUAAGACGGUUGGAGGCCCUCAGCAACAGCAUCAAAACAGCUUUUCACAUUGCCAAGCUGAAAGCUGGACUCUACAAAGAGAAGAAAGUGACCCACAACCGAACACACUGAUUCCAGAUCGCACUGCAUGAAGUCAUCUCCUCCACAGAGAGCCGCGCUGCGCGGCUGACUGCAUUCUCCCCACACUGGCUGGGAUCAGAGCAAAGCAUCCUUCCUGCUUAGACCAUUUCUUGUUCCAGACUGGCAAAGAACCAGCGUCCUCCUUCCAAACAUUCCAAGACCUGCUAAGGAGUCCCCCAACCCGUCUUCAUUUCCUUCCAUCAGCGGUAACUGCUUUUGUCUCUCUUGAGGGCUGACAAUGGACCACUCAGAGAAAGCAGAGAGAAACAAUGACUUGCAAAUUAUGGUGGUGUCCUUCACAGGGAAGAGAGGAGACUCCACCUGCGGGUGGGGUUCCUGAAGAGGGUCUGAAGGGAGUGUUUGUGUCUCACUCAGGCGCCUGGCACAUUUCAGGGAGAAACUGCAAAAGCCAUGCAAAGAUUUUUCUAAGGAAUGCACAAAUUGAAAACAUACUCAAGUGAAAAAAAAUGUUUUUUUUUUUAAUCCACAAAAUGCAAAACUGAAAGAAACUGUUACUACUGUCAAUCAGGAUGUGUUUCCUAAAUAUGAGUCUACCUCACACGUAUUGCACUCUGACAGAAGUAUGUCCCCAGCUUUAAUUAUUGCCCCCCAAACUCUUCCCUUUCCUGCUACCCCCUCCUUGAAAAUCUUCACACUCAAUCCUGGCCUCACAGAAGUCUGGUCUAAUGUGUCAGGAGUAGAUACAACACUUUUGUGGUAAUCUACUAGCUCUGAUCCGUAA